Messenger RNA from Zymoseptoria tritici IPO323, 1918 nucleotides. It is a transcript of the gene MgMfs1, whose product is annotated as major facilitator superfamily transporter. Gene Ontology annotation, biological process: transmembrane transport. The transcript is spliced from 5 exons. The record is from RefSeq and is a predicted model, not a curated record. Gene Ontology annotation, molecular function: transmembrane transporter activity. NCBI's taxonomy places the organism in Eukaryota, Fungi, Ascomycota, Dothideomycetes, Mycosphaerellales, Mycosphaerellaceae. Bases 167 to 1918 code for a protein of 583 amino acids.
AUUCACCACUUCGACCAGGUCAGGUCAGGCCCACCCCCGUCAACCCUCCAACAACCAUACCUGGUAGUUCUACCCAUCCACCGACUUCGUCAUCGACGAUACCGGCAGAUCGCUCAUACGAGCACGACUUCACCUCUCAUCACCACCCCACACCGCCACCACAACCAUGCGCUUCUUCAGCAAGAAGUCGCCGGCCGCGGUCGUCGACUCCACCGCACCCUCAUCAUCCCACCACUUGGACAGCGACGCCGAGCACUACAACGAAAAGCCCGAACCCGUCGAAGACAUCACCACGCCCGUGCGAAACUCUUCCGAAGUCAACAAUCCCGCCGAAGCCAAAGUCGAAGCCAUCGAAAAUGAAGCCUUGUCGAGACAAUUCUCCAAGGACUACCCGACUGGUCUGAAACUCACCCUCAUCACUCUGGCAUUAUGUUUGUCCGUGUUGUGUAUGGCGUUGGACAAUACCAUCAUCAGCACGGCUAUUCCGAGGAUCACGGAUCAGUUUAAUUCCAUCGACGACGUAGGCUGGUACGGCUCCUCCUACCUCCUCACAACCUGCGCACUACAGCUCUUCUUCGGCAAACUCUACACCUUCUACUCCAUCAAGACCAUCUACCUCACCGCCCUCGUCAUCUUCGAGAUCGGCUCGGCGGUAUGCGGUGCAGCGCCCAACUCGAUCGCGCUCAUCAUCGGCCGUGCGAUUGCCGGUGUCGGGUCCGCGGGUAUUUUCUCGGGCGCCAUUCUCAUCGUCGCCAAUACCGUUCCGCUCGAGAAACGUCCCAUUUACACCGGGUUUAUUGGUGGCAUGUAUGGUAUUGCUAGUGUCGUUGGUCCUUUGAUGGGUGGUGCAUUCACCGACCACGUCUCAUGGAGAUGGUGCUUCUACAUCAACCUCCCUCUAGGCGCCAUCACCAUCGCCUUCAUAGUCUUCUUCUACCACCCCACCAAAUCCGCCGCCCAAACCAUCGCCACAACCUGGCGCUCCAAACUCCAACAAUUCGACAUCUUCGGCACCCUCGUCUUCCUCCCCAUGAUCGUCUGCCUCCUCCUCGCCCUCCAAUGGGGCGGCAGCAAAUACCCCUGGUCGGACGGAAAAGUCAUCGCCCUCUUCGUCGUCUUCGGCGUCCUCCUCCUCAUCUUCGCCACCAUCCAAGUCCUCAAAGCCGACCACGCCACCGUCCCACCCCGCCUCCUCCGCAACCGCACCGUCGCAGGAGCCUGCUGGUUCGUCCUCUGCCUCGGCGGCGCCUUUUUCAUCUUCAUCUACUACCUCCCCCUCUGGUUCCAGGCCAUCAAAGGCGCCGCUCCCACCAAAUCCGGAAUCAUGAACAUCCCCCUCGUCCUCGGCUUGGUCCUCAUGUCCAUCCUCUCCGGCGGGCUGAUUACCGUAAUCGGAUACUACACGCCCUUUGUCAUCGCCUCGUCAAUCUUCAUGGCCAUUGGAGCGGGUAUGCUGUCGACAUUCACACCCGCCACCGGCUCCCCGAAAUGGAUCGGCUUCCAAGUCCUCUUCGGCAUCGGCGUGGGACUGGGAAUGCAACAACCUCUCAUCGCCGUGCAGGCCGUUUUACCCGCUAAAGACGUCCCGAUCGGCACGGCGAUGAUCAUGUUCAGCCAAACCUUGGGAGGGGCGCUGUUCAUCGCUGUCGCGCAGAAUGUCUUCUCCACGCAACUACUCAAAAACUUGCGAUCGAUCGUCCCCGAUUUGGAUCCGAGGAUUGUGUUGGAAGCGGGCGCCACGACGUUGGUGAAGAGUGUACCCGGAGAGUCAUUGAUGGGGGUGAGGUUGGCGUACAAUGAUUCGAUCAUGUCUGCGUUUUUGGUGGCGACGGCGAUGGCGACGAUUAGUGUUCUGGGAGCGGUGGCGUUUGAGUGGAAGAGCGUCAAGGGGAAGAAGAUUGAGAUGGGGGGUGCGUGA